This is a messenger RNA of Vigna unguiculata (cowpea), 1424 nucleotides long. RefSeq names its product chloroplast RNA binding protein (gene CRB). Gene Ontology annotation, cellular component: cytosol. Gene Ontology annotation, biological process: monosaccharide metabolic process. Lineage: Eukaryota; Viridiplantae; Streptophyta; Magnoliopsida; Fabales; Fabaceae. Gene Ontology annotation, molecular function: UDP-glucose 4-epimerase activity. The record is from RefSeq and is a predicted model, not a curated record.
ACGAAUGAAUGUAAAAGAGGAGGGGAAUGAGGGGCUGUGGAUGCAGAUGGAGUAGGGUCGUUGUCUUAUCAUAAGCAAAGAAGAGGUGGGUGAGGGAAACCAGAACCACUUCAAAUUUCAGCCCCAUAACUUUUGACUACACUCUACACACACACACGCACAUAGCAAAGCUGUGUGGAGAGAAACAUGGCAAGAAUGGUGGCACUUCAACAGAACCAACUAUCUUUCUCUCCCUUGGCCUCCUCUCUUUCUGACUUCAGUGGAACCAGACUUCAUACUCAACUUCAGUUUAAGAGAAAAUCAUGGCAGCCAAAAGGGUCUUUCUAUGUCUCUGCAUCAAGCACCAAGAAAAUCCUCAUCAUGGGAGGCACCAGGUUUAUUGGAGUGUUUUUGUCUAGGCUCCUUGUCAAAGAGGGUCACCAGGUCACUUUAUUUACGAGAGGUAAAGCGCCUGUGACUCAACAAUUGCCAGGUGAAUCAGACGGUGAUUAUGCUGAUUUUUCUUCCAAGAUCUUGCAUUUGAAAGGAGACAGGAAGGACUUUGAAUUUGUAAAAUCCAGUCUCUCAGCUGUGGGGUACGAUGUUGUUUAUGACAUAAAUGGACGAGAGGCAGAUGAAGUUGAACCCAUACUGGAUGCUCUGCCUAAUCUGGAACAGUUUAUUUACUGUUCUUCAGCUGGUGUCUAUCUCAAAUCUGAUCUAUUACCUCAUGCAGAGACUGAUGCAGUUGAUCCUAAGAGUAGGCACAAGGGAAAGCUUGAGACAGAAAGUUUGCUACAAUCAAAGGGUGUUAACUGGACUUCUAUAAGGCCAGUUUACAUCUAUGGACCCUUGAACUACAACCCUGUUGAAGAGUGGUUCUUCCAUAGAUUGAAAGCUGGUCGCCCAAUUCCUAUCCCUAGCUCAGGAAUACAAAUAACACAACUUGGUCAUGUUAAGGAUUUGGCAACAGCUUUCGUUAAGGUUCUUGGUAAUGACAAGGCCAGCAAGGAAGUAUUCAACAUCUCGGGAGAGAAAUAUGUCACAUUUGAUGGAUUAGCAAGAGCGUGUGCUAAGGCUGGUGGAUUCCCAGAGCCAGAGAUCGUUCACUACAACCCUAAAGAUUAUGAUUUUGGGAAAAAGAAGUCAUUUCCAUUCCGUGACCAGCAUUUCUUUGCAUCGGUUGAUAAAGCAAAGAGCGUACUUGGGUGGGAACCUGAAUUUGACCUUGUAGAAGGUCUUGCAGACUCAUAUAACCUGGACUUUGGCAGAGGAACAUUCCGGAAAGAGGCUGAUUUCUCAACAGAUGACAUUAUUCUUGGCAAGAGUCUUGUUGGUGUAUAAACUUUUCUAUCAAUUUUCAGUAAUUCAUGUAUAUUUAUAAAAUCUGUUCGGAUUUGCUACAAUAUGAAGUUCUGAAAUAUUCAUGAGCCUUUGAAUAUUAA